AUGGGAUGCUUGCUAUGCAAUCACAGAUUGGAAAGCACAGAGCAUCUAUUUUGCCAAUGCCCUACUGCCAUCUCGCUACUGUCAGGUGCACCUUUCUUUCUUCAGUCCUCUAUUCUACCUAAUUUAGAUUUCAAAGAGUGGAUGUUGGAAAAGGCUAUGAAUCUCAAACUUGAAACCUUUGAGAAGCUUCUUAUGAUCAUCUGGGGUCUAUGGAAGAACAGAAAUACAAAGUUGUGGGAAGACAGUGCUCAGUCUUCAAAUGACAUUAUGCUUGGGUGUUUGACCUGGUUGGAAGAGUUCCGACAAACUCGACAAGUGCCUGCUACACAGAUCCAGAAUGUAGCGAAAAAUUGGAAGCCUGCAGAGAUCCCCAAACUCAAUGUAGAUGGGGCCUUUGUAACACAAGCUGCAUAUGGUGAAACUGGUGGUGUUCUAAGAAGCUCAACUGGAAGCUUUAUAGCUGCAUUCAUGAAGCCAGUGCAGCAUGUCAAUUCAGCUCAACAGGUAGAGCUCCUUGCCAUACGAGAAGGUUUAAAUUUCCUGAAGACAUUACGUCUCCAACAAGCAAUCAUCGAGUCAGACUGCUUACUGGCAAUACAAGAUCUAGCUCGUACUGAUGUAAACCUAUCUGAACUAAGCAAUUUAGUGCAAGACAUCCAACAAACAAUUCAAGUUAUGCAGGGAGUUCAAAUUAGUUUUUCUCCCAGGUCAUGUAACAAAGUGGCACAUCGAUUAGCCAGUUUGGCUUUUGACGAUGGGCACAGUGAGGAUUGGCAUGCAAGGCCUCCAAGUUGUAUUCUAGAUUUAAUUACCAAGGAUUGUAACCCCAUAUUAUAA
Molecule: messenger RNA, 837 nt
Organism: Rosa chinensis
Lineage: Eukaryota; Viridiplantae; Streptophyta; Magnoliopsida; Rosales; Rosaceae
Exons: 1
Coding region: 1-837 (278 amino acids)
Molecular function (GO): nucleic acid binding; RNA-DNA hybrid ribonuclease activity
Source: RefSeq, a predicted model, not a curated record